AUGUUAAGAUUUAUUCUAAUUUUAUCAAUGAUUUUAUAUCAUUCUCUUACUGUGGCAACAGAAUUUGAUAAAUGUGUACAAAUGUUGAUUGAUCUUCCCAACUGUAUGAUGGAAAAAUUCCGAGAUCAAACAAAAGAUAUCCAAGAUAAACUAAAGGAAUGCAAAGAAGCUGCAGAAUGUAAAAUGCAGUAUAUUAUUUGUGUACAAUCAAAACUAGCUUUAUGUGAUGACGAAGUUAUCAGAAAGCAAGUUCAAGAACAAUUGAAAUCAUUCUUGCAGUAA
Schistosoma guineensis is the source of this 282-nucleotide messenger RNA. The record is from the annotation of a GenBank genome assembly. Lineage: Eukaryota; Metazoa; Platyhelminthes; Trematoda; Strigeidida; Schistosomatidae.